GCGAUUCCUCUGAGACUGACGUGCGUACUCAUCACAUUAAGGAGCGCAGUUUAAAGAGCUUCAUUCUUCAUUCAUGUUCAUUCUGCUGCCUGAACUUGUUGAACGGCGAUAAAGAGCAAGGGGACAGGACAGGGAGGACUGUUAUAGGAGGGGCAUUCAAGAAAUCGCCAGAUCGCCACGCAGGACAAGGACCAUGAUUGACAGCCAGGGAAGCUGAGGAGACCUGUCACUCAUCUUCAUAUCAGCGUGUCAGAGGGCUAUCUCCUUCUCGCUUCCCCCUUCUUCCUCCUCCUUCUCCUCCACCAUCCUCCUCCCUCCCUCAAUCCUCUCCUCUUAUCUUAUCAAUGUGCUGGUAACCUCACCAUCCCUUCGUAGUUAUCCACCACUCCAGAGACCUGAAAGAGACUGAAAUAGUAAAGAAAAACACGGCAACACUUCUAAACAGACCCUUGCUCCACCUGACGGGAGUUUGGCAUGCCUCCUCACUCCAGUUGAGUGAGUUGUAGUAAGUGGAAGUAGAAGAGGGAUCCCUUGUUCAUACGCCUUCAUAAGGAGAUACAGCUCCUUGAGAAGGAGCCGAGAGAGGACCAGUCAUGCGUUUCCAAUUUGCGUUGACGCUGCAGGCGCUGUGGACUGGUGUUUGCCAGGCGGCCAUGCAGCACUACCCUGCAGCGUGGGGCCACUACGAUGUGUGUAAGUCCCAGGUUUACUCAGAUGAAGGCCUGACCUGGGACUACAUGGCCUGCCAGCCAGAGGCAGCAGACAUGACCCAGUACCUGAAGGUUACUCUGGAUCCCCCCAACAUCACCUGUGGAGACCCUCCAGAGACAUACUGCGCCCUGGAAAACCCCUACAUGUGUAAUAAUGAAUGUGACGCCAGCACCGAGGAGCUUGCCCAUCCUCCAGAGCUCAUGUUCGACAUCGAGGGCCGUAACCCCACAACCUUCUGGCAGUCCACAUCCUGGAAAAAGUACCCCAAGGCCCUCCUGGUCAACAUCACCCUAUCUUGGAACAAGACCAUCGAGCUGACAGACGACAUCGUCCUCACCUUCGAGUCAGGCCGGCCCGAACAGAUGGUCCUAGAAAAGUCGCUGGACUAUGGACGAACCUGGCAGCCCUACCAGUUCUAUGCCACUGACUGCCUGGACGCCUUCACCAUGGAGCCCAAGACGGUGCAGGAUCUGACCCAGCAUACCCUGCUGGACAUCAUCUGCACUGAGGACUACUCAAGAGGUUAUGUGUGGAAGUAUGACAAAACGGUGCGCUUUGAGAUCAAGGACCGCUUUGCGCUGUUUGCCGGGCCCCGGCUCCACAACAUGGCUUCACUUUACGGUCAACUGGACACCACCAAGAACCUGAGGGACUUCUUCACCAUCACAGACCUGAGAAUCCGCCUGCUCCGGCCUGCCACAGGAGCUACGAUGGUGGACGAGAACAACCUGUCCAGAUACUUCUAUGCCAUUUCUGACAUCAAAGUUCAGGGCAGGUGCAAGUGCAACCUUCACGCCAACAGCUGUGUAUAUGACAAAGAGAAGUUGAGCUGCGAGUGUGAACACAACACCACUGGCCCCGACUGUGGCCGCUGUAAGAGGAAUUACCAGGGACGAGCGUGGAGUGCUGGCUCCUACCUGCCUAUCCCCAAGGGCACGGCUAAUAUCUGUAUUCCCAAUAACAUUGGUCCAGUUAUUCGGCCGAAUGUCUCAUCUCUAGGUGUCGCUAACCGAAAAGAAGUAGCUCCUCAAGUUGCAUUGUCCACUGCCCCUUCUGUCCACAUUGCAAACAGCAAGCGAGAGUGUAAUUGUAAUCCCUUUGGCUCAGUCAGUGAUCGCUGUAAUGGCACAGGAUUUUGUAUAUGUAAGGAGGGCACAACAGGGCCUAAGUGUCAGGAGUGUCUACCCGGCUAUUUGUGGGACGAUGGCUGCAAAUCCCGGGUGUGUGACAACGAACUCCUCCGCUGCCAAAAUGGUGGGGUGUGUGUUAACAACGUCCGCUGCACCUGUCCAUCAGCCUAUACGGGCCUGCUGUGUGAGAAGCCCCGCUGCGAGACGGAGCUGGGGGGCUGCGGGGGCGCCGAUUCAGGCCAGUCCUCCCUGACGCCUCCGUCCAUCCCCGGGCUGCUGCUGCUGCUGCUGCUGGGCUCGGCACUGCUGAGAGAAGCCUCCUGCUGGCCCGCCGUGCUCUAAAGAGACCCAUGACCUGGUGGGAGCGAUACACUCCCCACCGCCUCCACCCCACCUUCCCAUCCCUCUUUCAAAUAAUCAACAACCAUUAAACAAGAACAACCAUGAGCUUUCUGGACUGUACUGUACGAGCUUCUCCGCCGCCAGGCUCAAUGGACACUCGCGCUGACGAUAAAGGGAAUGUGCCAGACAAAUGAGUGCAAAAACUUUUAAUUUAAUUACAAAGAAUAUAUAAAAAUGAAAAAACAUAUACUUCUAAAAAUGCCAGAUAUUAUUUAAAAAAAAAGAAAAACGAGUAACUGAGCGUUUGCCUAAUAAGAGUAUAAUGAGCAAAGAACAAUGAGACCCCGUCCCCCUCUAAGCCAUACCAGGUACUUGAGCUCCUUCCAGUUUGAGAAGGGAUAACUGAAGAUGACAGACUUGUUCACUUCCUCUCUUAUUGCCACGGCAACAACAGCUGCAACCAAUCAGCUCUCGCACGAGCCGACAGUGGCCCGCCGAUCCCCCCGGGAUGCUUCUGUGAGUUAAUGUUGGCUGGACUGACGCAGAAGAAAUCUCAAAGAAACCAUCCCCGCUGAAUGGCAAAGACUGGCCUCUGAAACAUAACCAUAUACUUCAAUACAACAAAAAGAGGAGAAAACACAGGAAGCAUUCUUUGCUGUCAGUGCAUUGUGGAUAGAAGGAAAUCUGUCCGGACUGCCACUUUGUGACACAAAAACCCUUGCCCAUGUCGAUUCCUCUCUAGCUUUCUGUCUCUCCUUCGAGCUCUAUCUCAUCCUCCCUCCUGUUCAUCCUCCCCCCCCCCUUCCCUCCCCUUCCUCCAAAUCCCCUCGCCAUGCUGCCACUGACCUGUGCUUUCGUGAACGUUACUCUGUAACCCUUGUUGGUUGAAAGAUUUUUUUGUCCGAUGUUAGUGAUGCACAUGUGUAAGAAGCCCCCCCAUUCCCUCCCCUUCUUACCUCUCUUCCAAAAAGAUACUCCAAUUAAAGCUGUCUGAUUCUUUUCUAUCUUAGAGCCACCACGCUCCCUACAAUCAUGGUCAGAGGAUAGUUUUCACCCAAGCAGAUGAGAAGUGCAUAGAAAUCCAUCAGUGUAUUUGCAAGUUCUUUUCUCGACAAAGCAAACAAAAAAAAAAGAGUCAUGUAGUCCUUUUGUAUCUUUGCCGAACUGUGAUUGAAAAAAGGCAACCUUUAUCUAUUUAAGACAUCCAAAUGCAAAAGCAAUUGUUUAUGGUUUUCUUUUCUUUUUUCCAUUUCUAUCAUUCACAUAUUUUAUUUGUUAAUAUUACUUUUAGUUGUGCAGUUGAUUUUCCUUUGUAUUGGCAACGUGCUGGCAUCAAAGAAUAUCAGUUUACAUAUACAGUAUUAAUAAAGUGUAAUAAAAUCCCACCAAAGGACAUUAUAAAUGUUUUGUUCUUGCUUUAACACUUGAGAAUUUAAGUGAAUAAAAGUUUCAAAAUUAAA
Messenger RNA from Thunnus maccoyii (southern bluefin tuna), 3643 nucleotides. RefSeq names its product netrin g1a (gene ntng1a). Lineage: Eukaryota; Metazoa; Chordata; Actinopteri; Scombriformes; Scombridae. The coding region runs from base 594 to 2183 and encodes 529 amino acids. Gene Ontology annotation, molecular function: cell-cell adhesion mediator activity. The record is from RefSeq and is a predicted model, not a curated record. The transcript is spliced from 9 exons.